GUUUUCUCAAGUAUCCUGAAGAAACCUGCGUAUAUAUAUAAGAGGAAUACUCUCAAACCCAUGUGCAUCUAGUCUGCAGACCAAAUAUCAAUCUCUUCUCAUUCACCAGAGCUUGUUCACUUCUCUAGUCACACAUGGCUGAACAACGACAACCGUUGUUCCGCUUCCGCGUCCCAUGGCUUUCAGGGACUUCCGCUUCCCGUGCCAGGACCGGAACCCAACCUCCUCGCCCCACAAAUGGAAGUACGGCCCCUUCCCAGCCAACGGCCUCCACUUCUGUUCCCCGUCCACCAUUUAGACCUGCUGGAAUAGCCCAACCGCCGCCGCCGUCACCCCCUUCCCCUCCAGCCCGAGUCCCAACGCCACCUAGGCCAUUAUCUCAACCACAAUCUCCACCAAUACCACGUGCAGCCCCAGAUUCCACCAUCGCUCCUAAACUCGAAGAGCCAACCCUAAUGGCAGAUCGUCCACAAGCCGCAUCCUCGCCACCGAGACAAUCUUCAGCAGUGCCCCGAAUUCCGCCUACCUCUCCCCAAGUCCAAAAGCCGCCCGAGGUAACAUUACAACCUCAAUCACCGAUUCCUGCGGCCCCCGUAGCCAGCGCUGCUUCUCAGCCGACAACACCAACGCUGGCAAGACCUCAACUGAAGGCCCCAUCCUUGCCUCCGUCGCCUUCACCUAAACCUUCAUCUCGUGGACCUUUCCUGCCCCGUUCAGGAGAGGAAACAGUGGCUGAACCUCAACCUUCUCUGUUGGCUCCCGAGCCGCCUAAAGAAACAUUACCACAAACCUCUUCUCCGGCUCAGAAGGCAACUCCGCCGCUCCCAGAAUCGGCAGCAUCUUUGCCUCCACCACCCGCUGAAAAGAGCUUGUUGCAAACUCCCAUUUCUCAACCGCCAUUGGAACCUCCACCGAAAGCAGAAAUCAAAGAUGAAAGUAUCUCCAGGCCAGGAAAUGACUAUACCAUCGAGGCUCCAGCAAAGCGUGAUGCAACAACGAUGCAGGUAUCCCCUCUCACCAGAAGCGCAACUGCUAAUAUAGCCAAGAUUGAGCCACCACCCCAGUCGGAGAGACUCGAUCCCAUGAGUACGAGAGGUGUUCAUCCCGGUCUGUCAGGUAAAGUAUCAGAAGAAGCUAAGGAAGCGAAGAAUGACGAGGAACAAUUCCCAAAACAAGAAAGGAUUAGAAGCCAGGACAGCGAAGAAACGCUCCAGGGGACACUAACAGCAGGAUCGAGGCUAGAUACGCAAACCAAAGAGCCACCAACUGUUCCAUCACCAGGAGAGCAGAAGCAGAAGCAAGAAACUCCCGAGGUGGCGUCAGCGACUACCGCUUCCGGUUCUCGUGGAAAGCACACCAAAGCUCUUAAAAGUACACAAUUUCCUAAAGGAAGGCACAUGGUUAGUGAGUCUCAUGACAAACCUGUCGCAUCAAGAGGGGAGCAAUCUUCCCUACCCAAAGAGAUAAGGGAAGAGAUAUCGAAGCUAGUUCACAAGUUGACGACCGGGCAAACGCAAAGGACUCCGGAUGAUAAGCCAAUCAGCACAACAACCAUGGCGGGCGAGAACAGAGGAGCCUUGAUGCAGUUAACUUUGGAGUCGGCCAAAAGGGAGGGGUCAAUUCACAUCCACCGCGGUUACAAGACUGACCCGGAUGAGAGUCUCGAAGCCCCCACCGAUACGGAGGGGUCAUCAAAGCAAGAAAGGCACGAAGGCCCCAAAACUGAACAAGAACCUGGGACAGAGGCUUUUAUUAACAGCAAUGUCCAAACUGUCAACAACUCCAUGGUGUUUGAGAGCUCGAUUUCCGCGAGGAACCCCGGCGUUCAGAUGGAGCUCUCUCCCGACAUUGCAGAAGAGGUCGAGCCGAGCAAUCAGACUGAGACCCCAGAGACGCGCAAGGCUGAAUUUAGUCUCACUCCAAGCGAGAAGCUUACCUAUGAACCUACCAUAAGGCGAAGGUGCCUGAGAGGCCUCCUCCUGGAAUCAAGCGAUUCAGAUCCGGAUAAUACCGCGAAGCCUCGGCGUCAUGGCUGCCGCUACAGCUGCGGGGGGACAACCAAAGAGAAAGAUGCCAACGUCCCUUGACUGCGCUCUACCUCUUGAAUGAGACCGGCGCGCGCGAGCAAAAUAGAAGUGACAAUAAAAGUGAUGUAAAUGAAUCACUGACAAUAAGCAUGCAGCAUCUGCCACUGAUUCAUGCAAUGUAUCGGAAUAGAUCAUAAGCCGAGUGACUUUGCGUAUAUUAAUCAUAUCAUAGCACCAACAACCAAGGAUUUCAGGCUUCUUGUGCUGA
Molecule: messenger RNA, 2295 nt
Organism: Syzygium oleosum
Lineage: Eukaryota; Viridiplantae; Streptophyta; Magnoliopsida; Myrtales; Myrtaceae
Exons: 1
Coding region: 135-2087 (650 amino acids)
Source: RefSeq, a predicted model, not a curated record